Molecule: messenger RNA, 363 nt
Organism: Protopolystoma xenopodis
Lineage: Eukaryota; Metazoa; Platyhelminthes; Monogenea; Polystomatidea; Polystomatidae
Source: the annotation of a GenBank genome assembly
AUGGCUAUAGCAAUGGGGCCGGAGCUAUACGAUAUGGCCGGGCUCUGGGUAAGCUCCCCUGAUGACUUCGGGGGGAAGAAGAUUAUUUAUUUCUUGACUUUGUCAGAAACUACCCUCCAAAGAGCCCACCAAUUAUGCCCUAUCAGAGCGCCCGAAACUUAUAAGCAGGCAUUAAAUCAUGGCGCACAAUUGGCAGUCUGUUUGGCCAACCGGGUUGCUAGUGUGCGCAACUCCGCUUUGCCCGAGGAUACCUCGGUGAACUGCCGAGAAGGCCGAAGUGUUGGGCAGACUUUGCCAACAUUCGGUGUCCACAACUGUCUGGCCUGGACUGGACGGGUCGCGAAGUGUGUUGCGUUCGCCUAA